AUGAAAUUUGUAAAAUUGUACCUUUUCAAAAAAGAAUGGAUAAAAUAAAUAUUCAUAGUUAUUUGAUGGUAAAAGACAAGUAUCAUGAGGAUACAUACUAUUGGUGUUGUGAAAAAAAAAAGUCACUUGAAUGUAAAGGUCGAGCUAUAACAAAAUUUAUAAAUAAGUUAUAUUACCUUAAACAAUUUACAGCCUAUAAUCACUCUCCACAAGCGAGUAGUGCCAAAAAUCUUGAUGACAUUGACAUAUCUGAUUUGCUUUGUUUAAUAUUAAAUAAAGAGAAUUUUUUAGUAAGAGAUUCUAUAAUUGGAGAGGAUAGAAUUAUCUUGUUUACUACAAAAGCCAAUAUACAACACUUAUCUAGAGCGUUAUAUUGGAUAAUAGAUAAUAACUUAAGAGUUCUUCUGUUAGUAUAUGCUUUAAUGAUAAAAAAAUCUGAAGAAUUAUAUAGAGCGUUAUUUCAAGAUUUAAUUGAAUUCGCAGAAAAGAGUAAUAUUUUAUUAAGACCUACAACGAUUUUUACAGAUUUUGAACUUGCUGCAAUUAAUGCAUCUUAUGACGAGUUUCCUGAGUAUGGGCUAUCAACUCAGUAUAGUACUGAUGAGAAAUUGAGUAUCAAUCUACGUCAGCUAUUUGCAUUAGCAUUCUUACCGUCAAAAGAAAUUCCUACGGCAUUUGAUAUUUUAAAAGAAAAAAUGCUUCCAGAAACAAAUGAAAUAGUACAAUGCGAAAAACAAAUACAAAAAAGUCCAAAACACCAAACCCAGCGAAGAACAAAUACAAGAAAGGAUAGAAUGUCCAAAACACCAAACCUAGCAAAGAACAAAUACAAGAAAGGGGAGAAUGUCCAAAGUACCAAACCUGGCAAAGAACAAACACAAGAAAGUCCAAAACACCAAACCCGGCGAAGAACAAGCACAAGAAAGUCCAAAACACCAAAUCCGAUGAAGAACAAACACAAGAAAGUCCAAAGCACCAAACCUGGUGAAGAACAAACAAACACAAGUAGAGAGAGAAAGUCCAAAUCACCAUUCCUAUGA
This is a messenger RNA of Dentiscutata heterogama, 1040 nucleotides long. The record is from the annotation of a GenBank genome assembly. Lineage: Eukaryota; Fungi; Glomeromycota; Glomeromycetes; Diversisporales; Gigasporaceae.